ACCGAUCCAUAAACCCUGGGAAAUACUCUGAUGAUGAAGUCGCUGGGAUUCUUGGCUGUGCUUUCAGCACUUGCAGCAACAGGUUAUUCCAUCACAUGUAAAAGUUGUUGGCAAUUCGCUACAGCCUGCACUUCUCCUACAGUGAGCUGUCCUGCGGGAAAUGUCUGUGUUUCUUCAUACUCUGUAGUUCAAACAGUGACUUCAAGCACACCACAGAUACAGUACUCCAUAUCAUGCGGAUUGAGGGAUCAUUGUAAUAUAACUGGAAGUAUGACCUUUAUAUAUGGCACUGUAAGGACGGGAACUUCGUGUUGUGAUACAGAUGACUGCACCCCACCUACUCCUAUAUUGCCAGCUCUCAGCUCACAGAAGAAUGGCCUGACCUGUCGAACCUGCUAUUCUGACAAAUCCGACUAUUGCUACAAUGGAGACACUUUGCAAUGCAAUGGAGAAGAGACCAAGUGCGGCCUUAUGUCAAGAAAGUUAACAGGAACAAUAAACCUAAAUGAAGCCAUUCGUGGUUGUUCCACCAAAAGCUUCUGUGAUGUACUCGGCCCCCAAUCGGCUUCUAUCAGUGGGUUAAAUGUUGACGCAAAGAUGUACUGCAGCGAUGGAGCGGUUGGUCUAAAUUCUGGCAUCUUGUAUUCCAUAUUUGCUACCCUGUUGGCAAAAUUGCUGCUUUAGAAAAUGUAUAAAAUGAAUAAAACUACAGGUCCAUGAUUAUUUUUAUAUUUUGAAAUGAUCAGGGCAGAUGUACUAAGCCUGGAGAAGUGAUAAAGCAGUGAUAAGUGGAAGGUGAUAACUGUCAAUUUACAUAUUGGAGCUGAUUGGCUGGUCUGUUAUCACCUUGCACUUAUCACUGCUUUAUCACUUCUCCAGGCUUCAUAAAUCUGCCCCAAUGGGCAAAUUCACACUUUAUUAUUAAUAAUUUAUAUUCCCUAAGGAACCCACACAUUUCACUUCUUUAUAUAAAGUCUACCACAAAUGUACUGGGCUUUGGACAUUUCAAUAUUUACACCGUUAUAUUACGGUAUGUAAUAGUUUCCCUUGACAAUCUAGUUCAUAAGACACUAGCAUGGGUUUUUUAAUACAGUAUGUCAAAAUAUAGAACAAAUG
Pseudophryne corroboree (corroboree frog) is the source of this 1116-nucleotide messenger RNA. Its product is annotated as phospholipase A2 inhibitor gamma subunit B-like. Lineage: Eukaryota; Metazoa; Chordata; Amphibia; Anura; Myobatrachidae. The record is from RefSeq and is a predicted model, not a curated record. The coding region runs from base 31 to 684 and encodes 217 amino acids. The transcript has 5 exons.